AUGGCCAUCACUCUCGACCCGUCCAAGCCUCCCUUGGCGACCAUUGGACGUGCCUUGACAUUGGUCCAGGUCAUCUUUUACCUGCCCUUGACGCUCGAUGUUGGUGGUCCAGAUGCAUUCCUUGCCCUCUCUGCCUCUCUAGCAUCCUACUACUGGUGUCUCUCCUCUUUGCGUCUGCUCACUAGGAAGACUCGCCUGCAGUGGAUUGGGACGCUCUUUGCCUCCUUCCAAUUCCUAGUCGUACCGAGCUGCCUGGCAAUCUGCUGGGCCGUAUACUGUCCUCCAGAGAAGAAUUACUUCUUUGUGAGAUGGGCAAGAUCUGCCUCGGCUGGAGGGGGCUUGCUAGCCAACCAUGGAUCUACGACAGGCGAAGGACUCUUGCGGAAUCAUGAUGCUAGUGUUGGAGGAUACCAUCCCGCGACACCUCCACACCUAGCAGCCAUCAUGCAAGCGAUCACACCAAUCCUGAAGAGCCGCAACACGCAUCCGUAUCUUGAGGGGUUAUUCGACUUCACUAGCGCAUCCAUCCUCUAUCUGGCUCGCAAAGUUCCGACGUGGUGGGGCACUCUGCUUCGUACCUCAAGCCCUGUCUUCAGUCUGUUGGAAGGGUCUGCAACGCUCCUGGUCAUUCAGGUGCUGGGCACAGGCUGUCGCUAUAUCAUUGCGACCUCCCUCACUACCCCGGCUUCGUCAUUGGCGGAUCCCGAUGGCUCUCCACUACAAGAAGGCAGUGAUGGCAACGCUCGGUCGAAAGCCGCCCGCCCCACCUCGCGUUACAGGCCGCUCUCCUUCCUGGCCUCCAUCGGCAUCCGGGGCGCCGAAGCCUGGCAACUGUUCUUCCUACUGGCAUCUGCCAUCAUCUAUGUCAUCUCGGGUUGGUCCCUGUACCUCUCCUUUGAAGGAGUCGCAGCUCGAGGAGGCGGUGCUAGUCUGAUGAUGGGCGUUAGCGUAGCCAGUGUUGCCUGGCUGACUGCCAUUGCAUUUGGACUAGGGAAGGGCAACGUCAUCGAGACUUCACUAAUAGCUGCAUACACAGCUUGGAAUAUCUUUGCGCUCUCCUCGUCCCCCUCCCCUUCCUUCCUCUCAGAUCCCAUCGCCCUAGUCCGAUCCUUCAAAGGCCAAGUCGCAUCCUCCUCUACAUCCUUCCCCUUUGAUCAACUUCUCUUCCUCUCACCUGAGCGACUUGCGACGCUGCCAGGCUAUCUUCCUGUGAAGCACUACCUUGAGAACAGUGAAGUCGUCGCUGAUUCUCUGACUCUCAUCCGGGUGACCUUUGGACAAAGCUUGACCUUCCUGAGCGCGCUGGCAAGUGCUCUUCCUGCCAGUGUCGUAGUCAGCCUGGUCUAUCGUUUGAUGGUUCUCUACGCUGCUUCACGUAUUCUGCCCUUCCUGUGCGGCCCGUCAGCAAGGAGAAGCAGACAAGAGCAGUGGCCCCCUCGGAAGCACCGCCAGCAUCAUCACAGCUCAAGGCGGAGCUCUCCCAGCAGCAGGCAUAGCGAUUCUUCUUCCUCCUCGUCGUCAUCGGGCUCGUCCACGACCACCUUCUCCUCAUCGUCAAGUGCCGGCGGCAGUGUGAGCAGCAGCGCAGAAAGCGAUUUCGAUCAAGAAGUUGACGGUGUAGAGACGGAGCGAAGGGAGAAGAAGGCCAGGCGGCGUUCAGCUGGAGAGGAUGGCUCUAGGCGGUCAUCCUCGAGGAGUGGUCGACGGAGCACUCCCAAGCAAAAUUCCGACGCAGAAACAGAGCCAUUUGGCUCCUUUAUCAGUGUCAUCAUCUCCUAUGCUCGCCUCAUCCUGAUUGCGGUGUACUCACACUUGCUGCUCCUGGACCAGUCCCAUCAGGCCAUGUGGCGCUUCUCGACCGUCAGCGUCACGUUGGGCCUCUGGACGAUGGAGCUGCUCCUCGGCGGCAGUAACGACGAGAUGGAAUUUGCCAGCGCGGCUUCUUGGGGCCGAGGGAGGUAGACCAGGUCCAGAUGUUUUCCUGAGGUUGUAUUAUACCGUUGUCACCGAUCGUUCCGCUUGAUGUCAAUUGCUAAGAUCCUGCCAGGAGUCACCCGAACGUGGUCCGACUGUAGAAUGUUGCUCCACCCUCAGAGCCCCUUUCCGUGUCCGCUGCACUUUGU
Microstroma glucosiphilum is the source of this 2123-nucleotide messenger RNA. RefSeq lists its product as hypothetical. The record is from RefSeq and is a predicted model, not a curated record. Lineage: Eukaryota; Fungi; Basidiomycota; Exobasidiomycetes; Microstromatales; Microstromataceae. The transcript is spliced from 3 exons. Gene Ontology annotation, biological process: endoplasmic reticulum inheritance; septin ring assembly. Gene Ontology annotation, cellular component: cortical endoplasmic reticulum; perinuclear endoplasmic reticulum; endoplasmic reticulum membrane. The coding region runs from base 1 to 1962 and encodes 653 amino acids.